This is a messenger RNA of Alligator sinensis (Chinese alligator), 3216 nucleotides long. Its product is annotated as coiled-coil domain-containing protein 81. The record is from RefSeq and is a predicted model, not a curated record. Lineage: Eukaryota; Metazoa; Chordata; Crocodylia; Alligatoridae. Bases 160 to 2535 code for a protein of 791 amino acids. Gene Ontology annotation, cellular component: centrosome. The transcript has 18 exons.
UAGCAGUGAAAGGACUUCUCUGUAUUACUGGUACCGCCAGGCACAGCACAGAGGGAAGAGUUGGCACAUUAUGGGAAUAAUGUUUAAAGUACAAUUUUAUUCUGAGAAAUCAGAAAUGUUUGGGUCGGAGUAUCUAAUUUUGUUUCCCGGAACCUCUCCAUGGACAAGGGUGCCAAUGUCCCUGGACUGGGAAUAUUCUCAUUAGCUCGAACAAAGCUAGAUCUGGGUGGCAACAGAUUUAUUGCAAUACAAAGACCUGUGUUUCUCUUGUCUGAGAAACUUUCCCGGGCCUAUGGACUGAAACAAUCAAAACCAUACACUCCUGAUGCAUAUCCAGUUGUUCCUCUGAAUAUAACGACUCUAUCUUUGGAGACUGCCUUGAAAAAGAAGGUAAUAGAAGAUUGCAUAAGGGAGACUGUCCUCUAUUUCUAUCGCCUGAUGAUUCAUGGACAGCCAGUGACAUUCCCACUCAGGGGGAUUGGUGUUCUGGGUAUCCAGAACAAAAUAGUGACCAUGACCUUUUGCAGAGAGUUCCUGCAAGCCACGGAUGGGAGUAGGAACCUGGCCAGCGUGCUUCGGAAGGUGCCUUUGCUGAGGACUGUGGCAGAAGACUCAAUAACUUUCCAACAAGCCACUUCACCCGUUUCAAGAGGGUCGGGUUCAAGGACACCCCCCAUUUCUUCCCAUGUGGCCAGACCUCGGAAGUUGCCAAGCCUUGGGUAUAAGGAAGCUGAUAAGCCAGCAGGCCUGGAAACCAUCCAAGCAGAGAAUGAAAUGGCCAACAAAGAAAAACAGCUAACUCCAAGAGGGGAAGAUCAUUAUCAUAAUGCAGACAAGAAAGAAACUCUUCCCAAGCAGCAUCUUCAGUCCCAAUGGAGUCUCGCUCCUGCCAAAGCGGCGAUGCUCGUCUGCAGCGAUUCACUGGAGAAGACUGCAGAGCAAAACAACGGCUUCGAAAGAUCGAAGACGGCAAAGGGGCAGCAUCCUUCAGAAAAGGAAAUAAUCCACGAUCCCACUCCCAAAAUGGCAUCCUCUCCCUGUAAGAGCCAGGUCACAGCACGAAAGGAACCGUGCUCCCUGUGCUGGGAGCAUCUGAGGAAGAGGUUUUCGGAGAAGGGGAGCACAGAGAAGGAAGAAGGGGGCAUGGUUGUUCGGAAAUUUCAAGAUAUGAAUCUCUUGGAGGCCGUUCUUUGGGACCAGAUGAAAAUCAUACAGGACAGAAAGCACAGGAAAACCCUUUCUGCCUGUAAUGUGACAGUUGCCCAUCAAAAAAGGAAGGAAAAUGAAAAGCCCAGAAAACAGCAUAGAUUUGGCAUUGCUAGAGAAAGGAUACCAAGUCCUCUUCCCUGGCUUACAGAAAAAGAUCGAUGGCAGCAAAUAAUGGAGAAGAGAGAGAAGGAAAUGUCUUUAAGACUCAAGAAAGUGUUCAUCGCUCACUUGGAUCAAGUACGGCUGGCAGAAGAAGUUGCUGCCCAAAAUGCAAAAUAUCUAAGAAAAAUAAAAGCAGACCAGGAGCGUUAUAAGACAGCCUUGGACAACCAGGUAAGGAGGGAACUUGAGUGGUUGCCAGGCCCUCGGGUUGGCCAACUGAACCUCAUCCUGAGGAAGAACACCAUUGCCAACAAGAAGCUGUUAGAGAGAAGACGCUGGGACCAGGAGUUUUCUGCACGCCUGAAGUUGGCUGUCAAUAUGAGAAAGCAGAAGGCCAUCGCCUUGUGCCAGGUUCAAGAGCAUAAAGAAAAGGUCCUACAGCGGGAAGCCAGGCGGAAGGUUGUUGCCCCCAGUACAAGAAGUCUAAGGGACCAAAAAGAAGGAAAGGAGAGUGGUAAGGCAGCCUUGGAUGACCAGGUGAAGAGUGAACCCGAGCAGCUGCCAAUCUCUGAGAGGGACACAUCGAGCCUUCCCUACAGAAGAAGUGCCAUCUACAGUCCGAAUCUGGCAGAGAAAAAACUGCAGGACGAGGACUAUUACGAGUUUCCUCCACUUGCUGCAGAGGAGGGCAAGCAGGUGGAGAUCAUUGGGGGCCAGACUGAGCAGCAGAGAGAAAAGUUCCCAUUGCUGGAAAUCAAGAAGCGGAUUGAAAGAGCUCGGCAGACUUUAGAUCCGGUGGACAGCUGGGAAAACAGCUCCAAGUUUAAGAAGCAGAGGGCUUUUGAGAAGAAACUGCUUGAACGCUAUAUCUCCGAUGAAAAGCUUGCAGAGAAAAGACAGCAGGACCAAGCAAUGGACUGCCUGAAGCUUGCACAAUAUAGGCGAAACCAGAAGAUCGUCCUUCUGGCCCAGCUCGUGCAGCAGAGAAGCAGUUUCUUUGCACAGAUACCCAAGAAUAUGCCGCUUUGGGAUGCGGACAUGUAUUUUGUGUUGGAGCCUUGGGAGGAUCGCAAAAUCCAUCCACCGGACGUUACAAAGGCUGUUGGCAAAGACGUGCAAGCAACUGCGGGGAGUCUGGUAUUUGGCCAAACUCAAGCUGCAUUAGAGGAGACAGAAUGUCUUUUGGGGAAGCCCCCUCAGGAUAUGGGGGACAGGGCCCAGUGAAAUGUCCUCCUGCCCCUUUGAUGCUGCCAGGCCUUCCCUUAUGGCCUUGCAGUCCAGCCCCUCAUGCCCCCAGGCGUCCCACCUCCCAGUGGCUGCUACUUCAAGUCUUCCCCCACCUCCUCCAAGGCCUUCCAUCAGUCCCGCUUUUUAAGGGUUCAUAAUUAAACAGCCUGCACUCGUCUUGUCUGAAUUGUUACAGCGCCCAGAGGUUUUAGAUGGACGUCCCAUGCAAUACCACCGAUGGGACUAAGCAGGGAGGGAGUGGCUGUGACAAGUGUCUCGGCAGGAGGCUUUUCUGGGGGCUGGUAACUGGGUGUCUGAUUGGAGCCCGAGGAUUAGACUAGGUAGCACCUGGUAUUUCGGGGUUUUGUAGGGGUUAUUUUUCCCUCCCCUUUGGAGUGACGGAUUGACGGGGCUUGCUCUGUAGGAGGUUGGUUUAGCUAACUGAGGAGUGGAGCUAGGCUAGGCAGGCUUGUAAGUAGGGAUCUACCCAAGUUGUGGUGAGUGGAGCCAAUUUUGCAGCCUUUUCACGGUGAGCCCGCCCCUCUGCACUGACUGGCUCUGGUGGCCCCACCCCUUGCCACUGAUUGGCUGAAAGGGCUGUCCCCCAUGUGCUCCCAUCCUUCUCCACUGACUGGUGGAGAGGGGCAGAGCCAAUCAGCAGUGAGGGAUGGGUGGAGG